AUGUUAGCUUUACAUGAUCAAGAAAUAUAUAAAACUAGAAAAAUUUCUAUUCGAUAUGAUAAUUCAACAAGAAUAUAUUAUCUUUUUUAUCAUAGAAUAGAUAUUUUAUCAUCAACAUUAAUGUUAUCUUAUGAUCUUAAUCAAAAUAAAUGGACUAUUGAUACAAUAGAAUAUAAUUAUAUAUUUAAAAAUUAUUUAAAUGAUUUAUUUAAUGAAAAUAAUAAUAUAUCAUUUGAAGAACAAAUUCAAUAUAUUAUUAAUUAUCUUGAUAGUUAUUUUCUUAAUCAAUUACAAGAACAAAUGAUAAAAAUAAAUAUGAAUGAUCAUAAUAUUUAUUCUUUAUCAUGGUUUCGACGUUUACGUGGUAUACGUCGUUGGGUUAGUCAAAAUAUACUUACAGAACAAUCAGCAAUAUUACAACGUUAUUCAGCACCUGAAAAAAUUAUUUCUAUGAAUAAUAACGAAGAAAUUAUAUCAGUAAAAGCAUUAGCUGAAUCAUUUUAUACAAAUAAUUUAUAUCGUACAAAAACAUUUACUUCUCUAUUAGAAUAUUCAAAAGAAUAUAUUCAAAUUCAAAAUUCAAAUAAACCAUCAUCUAUUACAGAACUUUGGUUAAAUGUUAAUACACAAAAAAUAAAUAAUUUUCGAAAUAAAAUUGGUAGUUAUAUUGAAGAAGAAAAAUUAAAAAAUUUAGCAGAAAAAUUUAUUAUCUAUUUUAAUGGUAUAUUUCAAUGUAAUAUUGGACAUCAAUAUCAACUUGAGUAUGAUGAUCAAAUAUGGCAUUUUAUUGUAUCUAAAGUUGAAUUUUUGACAAAAAACGAUACUGAAACUACAAAAAUUCCAAAAACAAAAAUAAUUUUUGUUAUUGAUGGUAUUCCACAUUAUGUUCGAGGUUAA
This is a messenger RNA of Rotaria sp. Silwood1, 897 nucleotides long. NCBI's taxonomy places the organism in Eukaryota, Metazoa, Rotifera, Eurotatoria, Philodinida, Philodinidae. The record is from the annotation of a GenBank genome assembly.